Lytechinus variegatus (green sea urchin) is the source of this 3310-nucleotide messenger RNA. RefSeq names its product NEDD8-activating enzyme E1 regulatory subunit-like (gene nae1). Gene Ontology annotation, biological process: DNA damage response; protein neddylation; ubiquitin-dependent protein catabolic process. The coding region runs from base 59 to 1672 and encodes 537 amino acids. The transcript is spliced from 14 exons. Gene Ontology annotation, cellular component: nucleus; cytoplasm. The record is from RefSeq and is a predicted model, not a curated record. Gene Ontology annotation, molecular function: ubiquitin activating enzyme activity; NEDD8 activating enzyme activity. NCBI's taxonomy places the organism in Eukaryota, Metazoa, Echinodermata, Echinoidea, Temnopleuroida, Toxopneustidae.
UGCUGUUGUUGGGAACAUCGCGUAAUUUGUAGUCGAUAUCAUCAGGAAAAUCACUAUAAUGGCAGCAUCCAGGGGAAGUCCGGUGAUUGACAAAGCCAAGAAAUAUGAUCGCCAAUUGAGAACCUGGGGAGACCAUGGACAAGAAGCAUUAGAAUCAGCUCAUGUGUGUCUUGUCAAUGCUACUGCUACUGGCACAGAAACCCUCAAGAAUCUUAUCUUACCAGGAAUUGGUUCUUUCACCAUUGUUGACGGUGGAAAGGUCAAAGGUGACGAUGUCGGUAACAAUUUUUUCUUUACGAAGGACAGUAUUGGGCAAUCAAGGGCUCAGGUAGCUUCAGAGCUGCUUCAAGAGUUGAACAGUGAUGUCAGAGGAGAUUUCGUAGAGGAGUCUGUUGAGCAACUUCUGGAAAGCAACCCCAGUUUCUUUGAUAACUUCAGUGCCGUCAUAGCGACUGCUUUACCAGAGAGGACUCUACUGGAUCUGGCUGCUGUAUUGUGGAGUAAUGAUAUUCCUCUGUUGGUAUGCCGUUGCUAUGGUUUCCUCGGCUACAUGAGAUUGGCCAUCAAAGAGCACACAGUUAUCGAGUCUCAUCCAGACAAUGCCCAUGAUGACCUGAGACUGGAUCGUCCAUUCUCUAGUUUCAAAGAGUUUGCCAGGUCCUUUGAUCUUGCUUCUAUGUCAAAACAGGACCACAUGCAUACGCCUUACCUCAUCCUUCUACACAACUACUUGGAGGAAUGGAGAAAAGAGCAUGACAGUGAGAUGCCUAAGAACUACAAAGAGAAAUCUGCCUUCAAGGAAAUGAUCAGGCGAGGGAUUCUGGUCAACGAACAUGGCGUGCCGGAGCUGGAAGAGAACUUUGAUGAAGCCAUCAAGGCUGUCAACGCUUCCCUGACAAAGACCAGGAUCCCAAGCCAAGUCCAGGAUAUCCUGACAGACCCAGCAUGUACUAGCCUAACGUCAGAGAGUUCAAAUUACUGGAUCUUAGCCCAGGCAGUCAAACAGUUCACUGAGAAUGAAGGAAAUGGAGCACUACCCCUACGAGGAUCUAUCCCUGAUAUGACGGCUGAUUCCAAGAGAUACAUACAGCUCCAAAAUGUGUAUUUGGAACAGGCAAGACAUGAUGUGUCACAGGUAUCCACACGUGUACAACAAAUAUUAGCUGCUCUAGGGAGGUCUCCAGAUAGUAUACAAGAGUCUGAGAUCCGUCUGUUUUGCAAGAAUUCAUCCUUCCUGCGUGUAGUGAGGUGCAGGGCAUUAGCGGAUGAGCAUAUACCAGAGAAGGUUAAUGUAGCUGAUAUAGCCAUGAAUCUUGAGAACCCAGACAGUGAGAUGUGUCUUUACGUGGCAUUGAGGGCAGUAGAUAAAUUCUAUAAUCAAUACAACCAAUAUCCUGGCUGGUAUGAUGAUCAGAUAGAAGAAGACUUUGGAAGAUUAAAGGCAUGUGCUAACAGUUUACUACAGGAAUGGAAUAUAAGUGCAACCAUCAAAGAAGACUUCAUUAGGGAAAUAUGUCGAUACGGUGCGGCUGAACUCCAUUCAGUUGCUGCAUUCAUCGGAGGUGUCGCUGCCCAAGAGGUCAUUAAGGUCAUUACGCGUCAAUUUGUGCCUUUCAAUAACACUUACAUAUACAAUGCAGUCAAUGGAGGAUCAGCUACUUAUCAGAUGUGAUUUACAUAGCAAUGACUGCAGACUGUGCGGAUAGCAGAGACUUUUGCCUUGAUUCUGGCCCUGACGACUUCCCAUUUGAGGCUUUACAGACUUAUACAUGUAUGUUGUAAAGCACACGUAGGGCUUUGCUGUGUUCAGACUGGCAUCCUUGAGAUGUCCGUACAGGUCUACUCUUUGAGAAAGCUGGGUACCUGUAAUGGGACAGAUGGCCCUAGUGGACAACUGCAAGGACAAAUAUGUACAUGUGCUUGUGACUCGAAGUACGGGCCUCGAUGACAUCAUGACAUCCUUGGAAAUGCAUCUCAUCUGAAAGGGAACUUCUGAGCAAAUGCAACUUUAAAGAUAACAUUAUUUGCUGGACGAGUUGCAAGGACAGAUCUUUUUAUAUUAAUUUGAAAUGAAAAUAACACCAUAAUACCAUAUCAUGAAUCCACAUUCAAGACUUGCAUAAGAUUUUUUUGAGUUGGGUAUAAACACAGGUGUUCCUGCGAUAUGCCCCUGAUCAAUCAAGAAUUAUCAAGGGAGCGUUUUAUGAAAGGUCUUGUCAGACGUUUUAUCUGAUAAAUUCUGUUUUAUCUGACAAUUACCAUAGGAACAGUGCUUCUCCUCCAAUCAACGUCAAGGAAAGUUGUCAUAUUUUACAACUUGUUGGAUAAAAAUGUUGUUGAAACCCUCCCCAGAAUAGAUAGAUCUGAAUGCAGAACCAUCAAUCAUUAUAAAAAAUCAAAUAUUACUCAAAAUUUUCUGACCUCUUUACAAAAUAACAAAUGCACCCUCAAUAGUUAUUAAUAUGAGCAUGAAUUGACAUGCAUACAUUGAAUACGCAAAUAUUGAAUUGGGCAGUGGUGAACUCGUGUGAAAGUUGCUUGUACAAAAUCUACUAUCUGAAUGUGCAUCCUUUACAUUUAUUUGCAAAUGUGCUGCACGAUGUAAUGUUCUACUUUUUCGAGGAAUUAUAAUAUCACUAUAUUCACUAAUUUCAUGUUAAAAUGUAUUCUGAACAACUGGAUUACUGAUUUUUACUUCUGAAGAUUGGCAUCUCUAUGUAUUGUAACUUUAAGUGGAGCUGCAGUGUUUAGAUGCCUCUCACCAAAACAAACAGAUAUGAUUUAUUAAAGGUAUGAGAUGAAUUGUUCAAUCUCUGACUUGGAUAAUUAUAGAUGCUUAUAAAUAUAUCUUCUAGCUGUUUUCAACUCAAAGGAAAAGUCCACCCAAUUGACAAGUUGAUAAGAGUGAAUAGAGAAAAUUCAACGGCUAUCAUGCUGAUAGUUUCAUCAAAUCUGAUGUAAAAUAAGAGUUACUGGCAUUUAAUAUUUAGAAUUUUGCUUAUUUUCAUUUUAAAAGGUUAUAGCAGUGUGUCCAAACUUUACGUGUGUCCACUUUUCAUGCAUGGUCAUUUUAAUAUUUCAAGAACUAUUCUGAAUCCAUAUCUUACAUCACCAACAUGAAAAAAGCAACCUAGAAUUACCCUGUAAAAUAAAUCUCUAUUCAAGGAGAUCAGUAUUUCUGUAUUAUUUUCAAAUUAUCGGCAAAUAUGUCACCUCUAGCAUUGUUACAAGAAAAAUCUGAAAUUUUCAACAAGCAGCAUGGAAAUCACGAACUUGCAAGCAGAUAUCAAAUUUGCGAGUAAAAUAAAAA